AAAAGGAAAAGAAAGAAACGACCACCAGGGAAUUACAGAUGCGAUUUUAAUGGUUGUGAAAAGGUUUUUUCAAGAGCUGAACAUUUAGCAAGACAUAAAUUAAACCAUAAUCCCACUGUUAUUUAUAAUUGUCCAUGGGAAAACUGUCUUAAAUCAUUUGUACGGAAGGAUUUAUUAGAAAGACAUGUUAAAAGACAUGAAAUUCGGUCUCAUCCAAUUCAUAAUCCAACAACAAAUCCUCAAGAUCCAGAAAAUUCAAACAAUGCAGCAAGUCCAUCAAAUUUGAUUAGUUGGUUAUUUGAUGAAAAUCAAGCAGAUAUGGGACAUUUAGAUACAGGACCAAAUUUCAGUGGUGGUAAUUUUUUCAAUCCAAAUGAUGAUCCAUUUGGAUUAUCUUCAAACUUACUUGAUGAUAUUUUACAGAUCCCACCAAAUUUCCCAAAUCCUGCUCAACAAACUUUGAUAACACCAGAAAUUAGACAAAUUUUAAUCAACCUAGUUCCAGCUAUUGCAAAUCAUGAAUAUUUUAAUCAUUUGGAAACAUUUUUGGAUCUUUAUUGGACUUGUUUCCAUGUUCAAUAUCCAAUUUUACAUAAACCUUCAUUUAAUACUUUUACUUGCCAUCCAAUAUUAUUACUGAGUAUGAUUAUGACAGGUGCAAGUUAUGCUAAAUGUGAACCAAAUAAUUUUUUCAAAAAUGAUAAAAAUCCAAGAGAAUUUGCAGAUUUAAUUGCAGAUCCUUUAAGAUUAAUUAUUUUCAGUUGUGAGGAGUUUCAUCCACCUUCUCAAGUUUAUAUCAUCCAAAGUUUAUUAUUAUUGGAGUGCUAUGAAAGAUUUGCUACAAAUAGAAAAUUACAUGAACGUGCCUUUUUACAUCAUGGUACCACAAUUCAAUUGUUAAGAAGAAGUCCAGGACUAGGUGGGAAUCCAUUAAAGAAUAAAACUGAAUAUAAUAGACGUCAUAAUGCCACUAUUUGGGAAAAAUGGAUUGAAUUUGAAAGUGUUAAAAGAGCUGCAUUGUUUGCAUUUUAUAUUGAUUCAACUCAUUCGAUGGUUUUCGGUUAUCAAUUGAUGUUAUUCUCAAAUCAUAUUCAACUAAAUUUACCUUGUGAUGAUGAUUUAUGGGAAAGUUAUUUAACACCAAAGGAAAUUCCUAAUAGGAAUGAUUCAAUGCCAUUUUUGGUGGGGUUAAAGAAAAUAUUGAAUAGAGAACAUGUCAAUACUGGUAUUUUUGGUAAGAAAAUAUUGUUAGCUGGAUUAUUAUCAAUCAUGUUUCAGAUGCAACAACGUGAUUUACAAGGGUCCAUUUUAGAAUUUGAACAAUUGAGAGAUACAUGGAAGGAUACUUUAAGUUUGGCAUUUGAUUAUUGGAAUUGUGAUAUUAUGAAAAGUUGUUGCAAUUCAGAAAGCAGUUAUUUAUUGAAGAAUGAAUCCUUAAAGACCCUGAGACCAUUUUCAUUAUCUCAAUCAGAUACAAGAUGCAAAUUACCAGUGUAUCAUAUGGCUCAAAUCACGCUAAGAAUUCAACAUUAUGAUUAUUAUAUCUUUGCAGGGGCACCAUGGAGAAUGAAUGUUCAAGCUGAAGCUUCAGAUUAUGAACUAGUUGGUAAAAAAGUUCGCGAAUGGGCAAAUUCACCAAAUGGGAGAGUUUCAGUUGUUUAUGCAUAUUUGUUCCUAUUUGAAAUGUUUUUAACUCCACAAGAUUCUGUUGAUCAAUUGAAUUUACCUUAUGAUUCAGACUCGGAUGCGGUUCUAAACAGAUUGAACGUCUUAGCACUGGUCACACUACUAACAUGGUCAUAUAACUUUGUAUUGAAGGGACCAGAAUCUACUCCAUUAAGUGGCUCAACAGAAUUGGUUUCAACAAAGAACUUGUACUCAAUUGAAGAUGGCUAUAACUACUUAAGAAGGGUUAGAAAUGAUUUAUCAAGAUUAACAGGAAGAAUGCUUCAUACAUUGAAACCGAUUGAUAGUGUCACUUUCCACAACACGGUUUUACAGUAUGCAUUUCAUUUAGAAUCUGUGGAGAAUAAGCAUUUUAUGACUGGAUUAUUGGGUAUGAUUUCCACAAGAUUUGAAGAGUGUUAUUGGGAAGUUGGUAAUGAAUUCUCCAGAUUGAUUGAGAAUUGUCGUCGUAGAAGCUUUGGAAGUGAUAAGGUACGCUGUGAUGAUAUGUAC
This is a messenger RNA of Hansenula anomala, 2178 nucleotides long. It is a transcript of the gene SDD4, whose product is annotated as Sdd4p. Gene Ontology annotation, biological process: DNA-templated transcription; regulation of transcription by RNA polymerase II. The annotation marks the transcript as partial. The record is from RefSeq and is a predicted model, not a curated record. Gene Ontology annotation, molecular function: zinc ion binding; DNA-binding transcription factor activity, RNA polymerase II-specific; RNA polymerase II cis-regulatory region sequence-specific DNA binding. NCBI's taxonomy places the organism in Eukaryota, Fungi, Ascomycota, Saccharomycetes, Phaffomycetales, Wickerhamomycetaceae. The transcript is spliced from 2 exons. Gene Ontology annotation, cellular component: chromatin.